AGGGAACUUGAACUUUACCCGAAGAGACUCGGGAGCUUCCCACGACGUGACCGUCCCAGGGACAAGUGGCCCAGGACGGGCCGGAGCCGCAGCGUGAAGAGACCCAGGAAGAGGAAAAGAGGAAGUCUCACCUAUCAACAAGAGUUUUAGAAAGCCGUCUAAAUACUUGAAUGUGAAAACCUUUGCAUCUUCUGAUAGUCUAGCCAAGGUCCAAGAAGUGGCAAGCUGGCUUUUGGAAAUGAAUCAGGAACUGCUCUCUGUGGGCAGCAAAAGACGACGAACUGGAGGCUCUCUGCGAGGCAAUGCUUCCUCAAGCCAGGUGGAUGAGGAGCAGAUGAAUCGUGUGGUGGAGGAGGAACAGCCACAGCACCUCAGACACCCAGAGGAGGAGCACACUGCACGCAAUGGCGAGCUUGUGGGAGCAGAACCGAGACCCGAAGCCCAGAAUGAUUCCCAGCAAGGACCAGCGGAAGAAAACAAUAACCGUUUUCUUUCGGUUGAUGAGGACUCAUCAGGAAACCAAGAGGAGCAAGAGGAGGAUGAACAUGCUGGGGAACAGGAGGAGGAGGAAGAGGAGGAGGAGGAGGAGGAGGAAAUGGACCAGGAGAGUGAUGACUUUGAUCAGUCUGAUGACAGUAGCAGAGAAGAUGAACACGCCCACAGUAACAGUGUCACGAACUCUCGCGGUGUCGUGGGCCUGCCCAUUCACCAGCUCUCCACGUCACUCUGUGCAAAAACAACAAAAAUGAAAAGAAAGUUGGACCAUGGUUCUGAGGUCCGUUCCUUUUCUUUGGGAAAGAAACCAUGCAAAGUCUCAGAAUAUACCAGUACCACUGGGCUUGUACCAUGUUCAGCAACACCAACAACUUUUGGGGACCUGAGAGCAGCCAAUGGCCAAGGGCAACAGCGACGCCGGAUUACAUCUGUCCAGCCACCCACAGGCCUCCAGGAAUGGCUGAAAAUGUUUCAGAGCUGGAGUGGAGCAGAGAAGUUGCUGGCUUUAGAUGAGCUCAUUGACAGCUGUGAGCCAACGCAGGUAAAGCACAUGAUGCAAGUGAUCGAGCCCCAGUUCCAACGAGACUUCAUCUCCUUGCUCCCCAAAGAGCUGGCACUUUAUGUGCUUUCAUUCCUGGAACCCAAAGACCUGCUACAAGCCGCUCAGACGUGUCGCUACUGGCGAAUUUUGGCUGAAGACAACCUUCUCUGGAGAGAGAAGUGCAAAGAAGAGGGGAUUGAUGAACCGUUGCACAUCAAGCGAAGAAAGGUAAUAAAACCAGGUUUCAUACACAGCCCAUGGAAAAGUGCGUACAUCAGACAGCACAGAAUUGAUACCAACUGGAGGCGAGGAGAGCUCAAGUCGCCUAAGGUGCUGAAAGGACAUGAUGAUCACGUGAUCACUUGCUUACAGUUCUGUGGUAACCGAAUAGUUAGUGGUUCUGAUGACAACACUUUAAAAGUCUGGUCAGCAGUCACUGGCAAAUGUCUGCGAACAUUGGUGGGACAUACCGGGGGAGUGUGGUCAUCACAGAUGAGAGAUAAUAUCAUCAUUAGUGGAUCUACUGACCGAACUCUCAAAGUGUGGAACGCUGAGACUGGAGAAUGUAUACAUACCUUAUAUGGGCAUACUUCCACUGUUCGCUGUAUGCACCUCCAUGAAAAAAGAGUUGUUAGCGGUUCUCGAGAUGCCACUCUUAGGGUCUGGGAUAUUGAGACAGGCCAGUGUUUACAUGUCUUGAUGGGUCACGUGGCAGCCGUCCGCUGUGUUCAGUAUGAUGGCAGGAGGGUUGUUAGUGGAGCCUAUGACUUUAUGGUGAAGGUGUGGGAUCCGGAGACUGAGACCUGUCUACACACGUUGCAGGGGCAUACUAAUAGAGUCUACUCCUUACAGUUUGAUGGCAUCCAUGUGGUGAGUGGAUCUCUUGAUACGUCCAUCCGAGUAUGGGAUGUGGAGACAGGAAACUGCAUUCACACGUUAACAGGACACCAGUCAUUAACAAGUGGAAUGGAACUCAAAGAUAAUAUUCUUGUCUCUGGGAAUGCAGAUUCUACAGUUAAAAUCUGGGAUAUCAAAACAGGACAGUGUUUACAAACAUUGCAAGGUCCCAACAAGCAUCAGAGUGCUGUGACCUGUUUACAGUUCAACAAGAACUUUGUAAUCACCAGCUCAGACGAUGGAACUGUAAAACUAUGGGACUUGAAAACGGGUGAAUUUAUUCGCAACCUGGUCACAUUGGAGAGUGGGGGGAGCGGGGGCGUCGUGUGGCGGAUCAGAGCCUCAAACACAAAGCUGGUGUGUGCGGUUGGGAGUCGGAAUGGGACUGAAGAAACCAAGCUGCUGGUGCUGGACUUCGAUGUGGAUAUGAAGUGAGGAGCAGAAAAGAUGCAUUUUAUCCAACUGUGUAGACGAUAUAUUCCCUGACCUUCCCCUGCGCAAAA
This is a messenger RNA of Jaculus jaculus (lesser Egyptian jerboa), 2436 nucleotides long. RefSeq names its product F-box and WD repeat domain containing 7 (gene Fbxw7). Gene Ontology annotation, biological process: proteasome-mediated ubiquitin-dependent protein catabolic process; ubiquitin recycling. The transcript is spliced from 13 exons. Gene Ontology annotation, molecular function: ubiquitin binding. Gene Ontology annotation, cellular component: cytoplasm; nucleus. NCBI's taxonomy places the organism in Eukaryota, Metazoa, Chordata, Mammalia, Rodentia, Dipodidae. The coding region runs from base 239 to 2368 and encodes 709 amino acids. The record is from RefSeq and is a predicted model, not a curated record.